AUGGCAGCACAUCUGAAAAAACGAGUUUAUGAGGAAUUUUCUAAAGUUGUACAAAUUCCACAUGAAGAAGCUCCAGCCAAGAAGCUGCGUCUGUCCAAACCCAGUAAGUCUGCAGCUCUGCACGUCGACCUCUGCAAGGCCACCAACUCCACUGAUGCCCUGCAGUACCUGCUGCAGUUCGCACGCAAGCCUGUGGAGGCUGAGAGCGUGGAGGGGGUGGUGAGGAUCCUGCUGGAGCACUACUACAAGGAAACUGAUACGUCAGUAAGGCUGAAGAUCGCGUCUUUGCUGGGUUUACUGUCCAAAACCCAGGGUUUCAGACCUGACUGCAUCGUAGACGACAUCAUUAACACACUCUGCAACGAAAAGUCUCAUCAGGUUCUGGCCCAGCUGUUGGACACUCUGCUGGUGGUCGGUACUGAACUGCCCGACAGUCCGGCUGUCAGACAGAGGCUGGUCCAAGUGUCCUGCAAGCAUCUGUCAGACACGUACUUCGGCGUCAGGAACAAGUGUCUGCAGCUCCUCGGAUGUGUCGGCACCGUGGACGCUCCUCUGAGCAAAGACGGCGACGGACCGGGUUCAUCACCAGGAGUGAGAGACGUCCAGAGUAUCAUCAGUGACUACUUCGGAGACCAGGAUCCCAGGGUCCGGACGGCGGCGCUUAAAGCCAUGCUGCAGCUUCAUGAACGAGGACUGAAGAUUCAACAGAUCAUUUACGACCAGGCGUGCCGGCUGCUGUCUGAUGACUACGAACAGGUGCGUUCUGCUGCUGUUCAGAUGGUGUGGGUGCUCAGCCAACUGUACCCAGAGAGCAUCGUGCCCAUCCCGUCGUCCAAUGAAGAGAUCCGUUUAGUAGACGACGCCUUUGGGAAGAUCAGUCACAUGGUCAGCGACGGCUCCUGGAUGGUGCGCGUGCAGGCCGCCAAAACGCUGGGCUCGAUGCUGCAGGUCAGUCCUCACUUCCUGGAACAGACCUUGGAUAAGAAGCUGAUGUCAGACCUCAGGAGGAAACGUACGGCUCAUGAACGGGCCAAGGAGCUGUUCGCUUCUGGAGAGUUCUCAUCUGGCAGGAAAUGGGCCGACGACGCCCCCAAAGAGAAGCUGGACACCAACACCGUCAACCUGAUCGCCUCUGGGGCCUGUGGAGCCUUCGUUCACGGUCUGGAGGACGAGAUGUUCGAGGUGCGUAUUGCAGCCGUGGAGGCCUUGUGCCAGCUGGCUCGCUCCUCUCCCACCUUUGCAGAAAAGUGUCUGGACUUCCUGGUCGACAUGUUCAACGACGAGAUUGAGGAGGUCCGACUUCAGUCCAUUCACGUGUUGAGACAAAUCUCCACUCAUAUAACGCUGAGGGAAGACCAGCUGGACACUGUCCUGGCGGUUCUGGAGGACUCCUCCCGUGACAUCAGAGAAGCUCUGCAUGAACUACUGUGUUACACCAACGUCUCCACUAAAGAGUGCAUCCAACUGGCUCUGCUGGAGCUGCUCAAGAACCUCAACAAGUACCCGACGGACCGCAACUCUGUGUGGAAGUGUCUGAAGUUCCUGGGUUCCCGACACCCGACGCUGGUCUUACCGCUGGUCCCUGAACUGCUCAGCACUCACCCGUACUUCGACACGCCUGAGCCGGACAUGGACGACCCGGCCUACAUCGCCGUGUUGGUUCUGGUGUUCAACGCUGCAAAGUCGUGUCCCACGAUGCCGGCGCUGUUUUCUGACCACACCUUCAGACACUACGCCUACCUGAGGGACAGUCUGUCCCACCUGGUCCCACCACUGAGGCUCCCAGGGCGGAAGCAGGUGUUGGGUCUGGACCCGGUGGACUCGGGUUCUGCUUCAGGUUCUGUGGAAUCAGCUCAGCUCUUCCUUCAGCAGAGUCUGAACAGGAUCAGUACCAUCCAGAACCUGGAGGCCCCAGGAGCCCAGGACCUGCUCAACUUCACCAUAAGGGACGUGCAGCGUCUGGGUCACCUCCAGACUCAACUCUCCGGUGCUGCAGACUUCUGUGCCACGUAUCUUCGUUGUCAGCUGCUGCUCAUGAAGGCUCUGCAGGAGAAGCUGUGGAACAUGGCUGUUCCAUUAUGUCUGAAACAGAACGUCACCGCCACUGCAGCAGCACGACAGAUCCUGGAGGAAACCUACAAGCUGGAGUUCCUGUACGGGGGUCUGGAGAACCGGCAGAUCGCCACUAUCCACCACGUUCGCCUCCAGGCCAAAGCUCUGCAGCUCAUCCUGUCGGCUCGGACCAGGCAGGGCCUGGAUCCUCUGAUCAGCAGCUGUGAAAAGUUUCUGCAGGAGAUCGAGGCUUUUCAGAGGUCAUUUCUGACAGAGCUGCCACACCUCCACGACAGUUUUGUGGAUAAACUUCUGGAGCUGAAGCCCAGGAUCUCGGCCUGUAGCUCCGUGGAGCUGGUGAAGAUCCUCCAGACCACCUUACGCCAGAGCGGCCUCCUGCAGCUCCGCCUCCCGGAGCAGAUCCACCGGGCCACGGCCACCAUCAUAGAACCCACAGGAGAGUCGGACAACCCACUGAGGUUCACGUCAGGCCUGGUGGUGGCGCUAGACAUCGAUGCAACGCUGGAACACGUCCAGGACCCACAGAACACGGUCAAAGUCCAGGUUCUUUAUCCUGACGGUCAGAGUCAUGUGAUCCAUCCAAAACCUGGAGACUUCAGGAAACCUGGAGCAGACCGACACAGACUGAUCACACAGGUUUACCUGUCCCACACCGCCUGGACCGAACCGUCUCAGAUCGAGGUCCGCCUCCUCCUGUCCUAUAGCUCCGCCUCCUCCUCCCUCUCCUCCUCCAAACAUCUGGGAUGGAGCGACAGCAGCGACGGCCUCCAGUCACCGGAGGCGGUCGUCGAGGGAACCAUUCCAUUUAGUAAACCGGUGAAAGUGUUCAUCAUGCCCAAACCGGCCCGCCGCUGACCCACUGGACUGGACUGGACUGAAGUGGACUGGACUGGACAUUAGAAGCAGAACUCAUUUGCAUUCACAGACAGCUGGACAAACAAACAUAUGAUCCACCUCCAGUCCAGGGCUUAGACUGUAAUUGGUCGUCAUUUGUUUGAGGACUGUUUUGGUU
Molecule: messenger RNA, 3085 nt
Organism: Sphaeramia orbicularis (orbiculate cardinalfish)
Lineage: Eukaryota; Metazoa; Chordata; Actinopteri; Kurtiformes; Apogonidae
Gene: ints4
Product: integrator complex subunit 4
Biological process (GO): snRNA processing
Cellular component (GO): integrator complex
Source: RefSeq, a predicted model, not a curated record